Triticum dicoccoides is the source of this 2115-nucleotide messenger RNA. RefSeq names its product nuclear pore complex protein NUP50A-like. Gene Ontology annotation, biological process: intracellular transport. The transcript is spliced from 2 exons. The record is from RefSeq and is a predicted model, not a curated record. Gene Ontology annotation, cellular component: nuclear pore. The coding region runs from base 288 to 1778 and encodes 496 amino acids. NCBI's taxonomy places the organism in Eukaryota, Viridiplantae, Streptophyta, Magnoliopsida, Poales, Poaceae.
UUUCUCUCCUCCCCGCACCCCUGAAGCGUUUUCUUCUGCUCCUUCCCACCGCCGCGGGCGACAUGGCGAGCAGAGACCGGUGCUAGGGUUUGCGCCGCCGCCGCCACCACCGCCCACUCCAUUCCCCCGCCCCCCUCUCCGUCGACCCCAGCCACUCCCGAGCCCUCCCUCUGUCGGAUCGCAUCUCCGCCCCAGCCCUCCGCCGCGGGAACCCAGGUCGCGGCCCAAGCUCGCCCCGACGCCCAGUCGCCGCCGAGCUUCGCCCCGAGGUACUCAAAGCUCCUAAGAUGGCGGAUGAGGAACAUGCUCAAACCUCUCGGAAGAGGGUUGCAGAUAAACAAAUCAACAAGGACAAUCCUGAGCUUGAUGAUGACUCACCGGAGCAAGAGGGAGGAACAUUUAAGAAAGCUAGUGAGGAAGUGAUGGCAACCCGAAAAAUUGUAAAGGUUCGGCGCCAGCAGCCGUCGUCAGCUCCUUCUUCCAAUCCUUUCUCUGCAAUUAAGUUUACCACAAGUGAUUCCAGUGUUCAAGCAAGUAUUCCUGUCUCAAAACCUCCACCUUCUGAUGUCACAACGUCAAAUGUAAGGAGCUCAACUGAGAAAGCUGAUGAGGUCAGCAAUGGAAGUGGGAAAGAUGAUGUCAAGACUGCAGAUUCUAAUGAGGUAGCAGAGAUUCAAAAGGAUGAAUCGGGCCUGAAUGAAUCAAAUGCAGAAAACAAGUCAAAUGCGCCAAUGGAAGCACACUCUUCACUUACUGAAACUGAUAAGAAGGCAGGCAGCACAGAGGGUGGAACUGGUGAGGACAAAGUGCUGGUUGGAGAACCCAAGGUAGAUAACAGCAAGACAUCUGGAAUCGAGGGUAAAACAGAAGAUGAAGGGGUUAAAGUGAAUGAAGGUGGAGAUGAAGAUAAAAGCAGCAAGGACGGCGCUGAGAAGAAAGAUGAAUCUGAAUCAGGGACCAAGGAUGAAGUGAAUGAAGGUGGAGAUGAAGAUAAAAGCAGCAAGGACGGCGCUGAGAAGAAAGAUGAAUCUGAAUCAGGGACCAAGGAUGUAUCAUGUGAGCAGAAGAACGCUGAUAAUAAAGGGCAGUCAUCAUCACCGACACCUCUCUUCUCUUUUAUGAAUGUGUCAAGUGGCCAUAAUGCCUUCACGGGACUGGCUGGGACAGGGUUUUCAGCCUCAUCAUUUUCCUUUGGCUCAGCUUCUAAAGAAAGCACAAACGCUCCCCUAUUUGGGCUAAAGAGUGACGGUUUGUCCUUCCCUUCUUUCAAUAUGGGUGGUACGAACAACAACGGGAGUUCUGUUCCAUCGCUUGUCACUGCAGCAGAAGCACCAAAGAAAUUCACCAUGCCAGAGGUCCCAGUGGAGACAGGCGAAGAGAACGAGAUGGCUGUGUUCACCGCAGACUCCGCAAUGUACGAGUACCUCGAUGGGGGCUGGAAAGAAAGAGGAAAAGGGGAGCUAAAGCUGAACGUCCCUGUGUCUGGCGGCGAGAGGUCCCGGCUCGUUAUGAGGGCCAAGGGUAACUACCGGCUGAUCCUGAAUGCGAGCCUGUACGACGACAUGGCGCUGAAGGACAUGGAGAAGAAGGGCGUGACGUUCGCCUGCGUCAACAGCACCGGGGACUCGCCGACCGGGCUCACCACGUUCGCCCUCAAGUUCAAAGACACUGGCGUCAGGGAUGAUUUCAAAGCCGCGGUGGAGGCGCACAAGGCGAAGAAGGCCUCGGACGCGAUGCCCAAGACGCCCGAGAGCUCCCCCAAGGUGUCUAAUGACUGAACGAGACCGCCCUGGUUGCGCGUUUCGAUGAUGCGUAUGCGGGUUGGAUGGGGGAGAGGAGCUGACUGACAUUCUCCCUGUUCAUUCGGAGUCUAAAGUGCACCAUUUUCUGUAUUCUGUAUCCCCAUGUCGUGAUGCCUUAAGAUACAUUUUGCAUGCACGCGGUUACUUGGUUUCCUGCUGCCGUUUUGGAACGGUGGGUGGUCUGUUGAACAUUUAAUUGUUGAGUCACAGUUUUAGCUUAACCGGAGAGACGAGGGAGACUAUUAAUUACAUCCUGUGGGCACCGAUCUGAGCUAUAUUCAGUAAUUAGUAAUGUCCGGAAAUCAGUCAUUCA